AUGGACAAACCGGCAGACAGACAGACAGACAGACAGACAGAAAGACAGACAGACCGACAGACUAACCAGCAGACAGGCAGACAGACAGAAAGGCCGUUAGACAGGUAGAGAGACAGACCAAUAGACAGACAGAUAGACAGACCGAUAGAUAGGGCGACAGACAGAAAGACCGUUAGACAGGUAAAGAAACGGACAGACAGAAAGACAGACCGAUAG
This is a messenger RNA of Pocillopora meandrina, 216 nucleotides long. Lineage: Eukaryota; Metazoa; Cnidaria; Anthozoa; Scleractinia; Pocilloporidae. The record is from the annotation of a GenBank genome assembly.